GUAAAAUUAGUUGGCACCAUCUUUCUCUUUUUUGCCUCUUUGAACCGUCUAAGCUAACCAAUCUUCCUUGUAUAUAUAUACCCAAUGGAAACACACAAACAGAGCAAUCACAGCACAUAGACAGACUGAUUUUUCAUCUGAUUCUUGUGAGAUCAAUCCAGAUUUUUUAUUUCUAUUUCUGACCAUUCAGUGUAUGAAACGAGGCAUCAUUUGAAAAUUUUCUCUUGGUGGCGUUUGGCGAGAAAAUUUAAUGUUUUUGCAUACUGGGCUCUGAAAGGCAAAGAGUUUCCAAAACCCAUCUGGGUUUUUGUGGAUUAACUUUGAUAGUUUAUUGUAGAGUAGGAGAAAAUCAGAAGAGGAAAAUGGGUAUUGUUCAUCAAGAAGCGAUCAAGCAAUUCCAAUCUCUGAUUGAGAAAGUGGAUGAGCCAAAACAGGAGACAUUUAAGAUUAUGCACCAGGGUCAUCCAACUCAAACUUUGGUGCGAUUUCUCAAAGCAAAGGAAUGGAAUGUGGGCACGGCCCAUAAAAUGUUGGUUGAUUGCUUAGAAUGGAGGAUACAAAAUAAGAUUGAUAGCGUACUAUCGAAACCAAUUAUCCCCACGGAAUUGUAUAGAUCAAUUCGAGAUUCUCAGCUUGUAGGGUUAUCAGGAUACUCAAAGGAGGGUCUUCCUGUCAUUGCUGUUGGUGUUGGGCUCAGCUCUCACGACAAAGCAUCAGUGGAUCACUAUGUGCAAUCACACAUCCAACUAAAUGAAUAUAGAGAUCGUGUGAUACUGCCUUGUGCAACCAAGAAGCAUGGGCGGUUUAUUGGUACCGGUAUAAAGGUUAUGGAUAUGUCUGGUUUGAAGUUUUCAGCGUUGAGCCAAAUGAAGCUGUUGACGAUUAUAGCCACAAUUGAUGAGCUGAAUUAUCCAGAGAAGACAGAAACGUACUAUGUUGUCAAUGCCCCUCGCAUAUUUUCCGCAUGUUGGAAGGUCGUAAGGCCUCUUCUACAAGAAAGGACGAAGAAGAAAGUUCAGGUAUUGCAAGGUUGUGGGAGAGAUGAGUUAUUAAAGAUAAUGGAUUAUGCAUCUCUUCCCCAUUUUUGUCGCAAAGAAGUUUCCCGUUCUUCGAAGUAUUCUGGACAUGGGACUACAGACAAUUGCUUCACCUUGGACCAUGCCUUCCAUCAACAGCUCUACAAUUACAUCAAAGAGCAAGCCAAGCUUAUGGAGCUCGUUUCGCCCAUCUCGCGGGGGUCUUUCCAUGUGGAUAUCCCUAUUACCGACACUGAGGAUUCCACGAUAGCUAAAACAAUCGUAUCAGAGCUUCGGAGGCUUGAGGGAUCAUAAUGAGCUCUCAAAUUCAGUGAAUGGCCGUUAACCAUAAUUAGAAUUAUCAUAUUCAGAGAUCUUGCUUGCAUUAGGCUUAAUGCAGGUUUUGUAGGAUAUACUAAUUAUCUUUAAGCAGAGUUUAGGUAAAUAAUGUUAAAUGCUUC
Tripterygium wilfordii is the source of this 1477-nucleotide messenger RNA. Its product is annotated as phosphatidylinositol/phosphatidylcholine transfer protein SFH1-like. The record is from RefSeq and is a predicted model, not a curated record. Bases 363 to 1331 code for a protein of 322 amino acids. NCBI's taxonomy places the organism in Eukaryota, Viridiplantae, Streptophyta, Magnoliopsida, Celastrales, Celastraceae. The transcript is spliced from 11 exons.